Molecule: messenger RNA, 1282 nt
Organism: Drosophila ananassae
Lineage: Eukaryota; Metazoa; Arthropoda; Insecta; Diptera; Drosophilidae
Product: beta-1,3-galactosyltransferase brn
Exons: 1
Coding region: 47-1012 (321 amino acids)
Cellular component (GO): membrane
Molecular function (GO): hexosyltransferase activity; UDP-glycosyltransferase activity
Source: RefSeq, a predicted model, not a curated record
GGUCACACUGGUUUUGUUUUUUGUUUUUGUUUUUGUUGUGGCCGGAAUGCAGGGUAAACUCUGCAAACUGGUGUUGAAAUGCCUCCUGGCGGUGCCCCUUAUCCUGCUGGUGGACUACUGCGGCCUACUAACCCACCUCCACGAGCUGGACUUCGAACGCCACUUCCACUAUCCGAUAAAAGAUGACGGCCUGGCCACCUCUGGCAUUGACGGAUACGCCUUUUUGCGGAUGCCCACAUUUACGGGCGAGGCUGCAUCGGAUCCGCCCCGGUUAACCAUACUCGUCAAGAGCGCCGUGGCCAAUGUCCAGCGCCGGGAUGCCAUCCGACGCACUUGGGGCUAUGAAGCCCGCUUCUCGGAUGUCCAACUGCGUCGGGUUUUUCUGCUGGGCACGGCGGAGGAGGGACAAAAGGACGUGGCCUGGGAAGCGCGCGAACACGGCGACAUUCUCCAGGGUGAUUUCGUGGAUGCCUACUUUAACAACACCCUGAAAACCAUGCUGGGGAUGCGGUGGGCCAGCGAGCACUUCAACCGGAGCGAUUUCUAUCUCUUUGUGGACGACGACUACUAUGUGUCGAUGAAGAACGUGCUGCGGUUCCUGGGCCGGGGCAGACAAACCCACCAGCCGGAUCUAUUAUUUGCCGGUUACGUUUUCCAGACCUCGCCGCUGCGUCACAAGUUCAGCAAGUGGUACGUCUCCCUGGAGGAGUAUCCCUUUGAUCGCUGGCCGCCGUACGUCACCGCCGGCUCCUUCAUUCUCUCCCGCCAGACCCUGCUUCAGAUGUACGCCACCAGCAAGCGGAUACCACUGUUCCGCUUCGACGACGUCCACCUGGGCAUUGUGGCGCUGAAGGCGAGGAUUCCUCUCCAGCACUGCGAUGACUUCCACUUCCAUCGACCGACGUACAAAGGCCCGGAUAGCUACAGCAGCGUGAUAGCCUCCCACGAGUUCGGGGAUCCCGAGGAAAUGGUCCGGGUGUGGAACGAGUGCCGGUCUGCCAACUAUGCGUAGCAUCUGGAUAGGUUCUGGUAGAAUAAGUUCUAUUUUUAAUGCCAAGAGAUUGUAUAUACGAAAGUGUUUAAGACCUAGAUCGAAGCCUUAUGAAAGUACACCUAAAAUAAGCUAUUUUUUUUGUAAUAGCCAGUCUGAGGGACAAGUUAUCCUUCAGGACUGUAAUGAUAUCCUAUAUAGCUUUUCUUGUUUCUAAAAAUAAAGUGUAAUUAUAGUAUGUUAGCUUAUAUUUCUAUGUCUCUGGAUAAUAAAUCUAAAAUGGCAACAGAA